ACGUUGUGGCGUCGUUUAAAUUGUUAAUAUUCAACUCCUGAUCUUCUAGAUUUCGCUAACGUAGACGAAAAUGAAAGGCUAGCAGUACGGUCGAUGAUAAAGUGUUGCGGGAGAAAAUCGGGCGAGAGAUAUUUUUUUUUUAUUCUGUCGUGCCUCUCACGCUACGCGACGAUCUUAUAUAGGGAGAGACAUUAGAGCUAGAGACAUGUCCCGAUAUAUGCUUUUGAAGUGAUCAUACGACUUUUGUGAGAAAUUUGUCGUCGGCUUAGCUGAAGAUGAUGUGCGCGACGAAGUUUUGAGCCUUGUCGUACGAUAUGCAGUCCAUUUAUUGGACCGGGAGGCUGUUGUCUCGGGCGAUAUGGAAUAGCAUAUCAAAUUAUUCGGCAUGCGCGGAUCCCAACGUGAACAAGCGUCGAGAAGCAUCUUUCGUAUCGGCGGUGUGUGGCUUCCCUAAGGAUUUUGCACGAGGCCGUAUACGAAAAGGACAAUUUGGAGAUGACGCUUGGUUCAGUGCCAAAUUCAAGGCUGUUGAAGUAAUUGGUGUAGCCGAUGGUGUGGGAGGGUGGCGACACUAUGGAAUAGAUCCAGGCGAAUUUUCCAGUUUUUUAAUGAGAACGUGCGAAAGGCUAGUCUCGAUAGGCAGGUUCAUUCCUUCAGAACCAGCUGGUUUAUUAGCACGUAGUUACUAUGAACUGUUAGAAAAUAAACAACCAAUCUUAGGUAGCAGCACUGCAUGCGUAAUAAUUCUGAAUAAGGAAACGAGCAGCAUUUAUGCAGCAAAUAUAGGAGAUAGCGGUUUUGUAGUUGUGAGAAAAGGUGAAGUUGUUCACCGUUCUAACGAGCAGCAACACUACUUCAAUACUCCAUUUCAGUUAUCUCUACCACCUCCAGGUCAUUCUGGAUUAGUACUUAGUGACAGUCCAGAAUCUGCAGAUACUUCUAGUUUUGGAGUUGAGGAUGGAGAUGUAAUACUUUUAGCAACCGACGGUGUAUUUGACAAUGUGCCUGACCAGUUGCUAGUUACCGAAAUGCGUAAAAUCGAAGGUGAGAGGGACCCUAGAAAGAUACAGGGUGUUGCUAAUUCGAUAGCUUGGAUGGCGCGUAGUUUAGCUUUUGAUGGAGCAUUUAUGUCACCUUUUGCCCAAAGUGCAAGAGAAAAUGGAAUCGACGCGAUAGGUGGUAAACCUGACGAUAUCACGGUGCUUUUAGCAACGGUGGCAAUCUGAUAUGAAAAUGUGUAUGAUAGAACGUUAAUCAUUGUAUUAUAGUCCAUAUCAUCGCAUAUAUGUAUCUAGUGAUACAUCAUUAUAUUCCAUUAUGAUGAUCAUCUAUUAUUUAAAUUUAAAUAAAUGGUUUUAUAAAUCA
Messenger RNA from Vespula pensylvanica (western yellowjacket), 1365 nucleotides. RefSeq names its product protein phosphatase PTC7 homolog. The transcript has 5 exons. The record is from RefSeq and is a predicted model, not a curated record. The coding region runs from base 315 to 1226 and encodes 303 amino acids. NCBI's taxonomy places the organism in Eukaryota, Metazoa, Arthropoda, Insecta, Hymenoptera, Vespidae.